Diorhabda carinulata is the source of this 5001-nucleotide messenger RNA. RefSeq lists its product as uncharacterized. The record is from RefSeq and is a predicted model, not a curated record. The coding region runs from base 54 to 1859 and encodes 601 amino acids. NCBI's taxonomy places the organism in Eukaryota, Metazoa, Arthropoda, Insecta, Coleoptera, Chrysomelidae. The transcript has 7 exons. Gene Ontology annotation, biological process: signal transduction.
GUCAUCGCCAGGUGUGGUGCUGUGAAGAUUUGUGAUGGUUUUAAUUUUCGAAAAUGUUUAUUAACGAUGUUAACAAAAAAGAGGAAAUUAGAAACAUAGCAAUAAAAAAUUUACGUAAAUUAGAUGUUAAACAGCGAAUAAAAUGUUUUAGGCCGUCUACACAGACAAUAAAAACAAAAAAACUUUUUAAAGUCCCACUCGCGAAUCUCGAAAAUGAGACUGUUACUCUUAGAAAUGGCCAACAAUUGGUUAUACCUAAAAGGCUGUACGAAAUGUGUUCAUUUAUAUUAUCAAAUGUAGAUACUGAAGGUAUAUUUCGAAAAGAAGGCUCCCGAUCUAGACAGAAUGAAAUAAAAUUAUUACUCGAUAGGGGAUGUAUGUUGGGUAUAGAUCACCACGUAAUAGACGUGGCUGUGGUAUUAAAAUGUUUUUUGAGAGAAUUACCCGAACCUUUAAUCCCUUUUUCAUUUCACGAAUUAUUCUUAAGAUGUUCUAUAAUAGAAAAAAAAAUCGAAGCAAUUUUGUUAGCUUGCCUUUUAGUACCAACAGAGCAUUUGAACGUACUUACUUUUCUCAUGCAGUUUUUUAAUGAAAUUGCCCUUCACGCUAAAUCCAACAAAAUGAAUUCCUACAACUUAUCUCUUUUAAUUUCACCAAAUAUAUUUCCUUUGAAUGAAAAAAUGGUCCCGAAAAAUCAACUAAUGAUAAAAAAAACAUGCGAAAUAACUAAAAUAAUGAUUGAAAAUGCUAAUAAAAUAGGUUUGAUUCCGGAUUCUAUUUUGGAACAAGUUGGAAAUUUACAACCUGGAGAACUGGCAGUUAAAACUAAAGUUAAAAGAAGACGUAGUGCAUCAUUAACAAGAAUCUUAAACGGCCUCAAAAAAAUAGUCGGCAACAAAAAUGACGACAACCAAGCGGUCAAUACAGUCACGCCAGAUUUACUUCUAACUCCAAUACUAACCGUUACAAAAAAGAACUCGAACGAUCACAAAUUUUCGAAACCGAAAAUAGAAGCGGGACCCGGCAAAAAACCCCUCCUCCAACGCAGAUGGUCCGCCAUCACCUCGGUAACGAAUAUGAAGAGGAAAAAGAGGAAUUCGUACGUUUACAAAUCGCGCGAGGACAGUUUGAAUUCGUCCCAAGAAAAUUACGUGCGCGUACCCAAAGUGGAAUACGAAGCGAUCAAAAACCGAGUCAGCGCGAUCGAAAAACGACUGAGUUUGGAAUUGGAGAGUGCGGCGAAACGCGAAGCGAACGUCAUACAAGACAUUCAAACGAAAUACGAAAAAACUUUGGGAAACAGCGAACCGCUCAGUCCCGGCACCGACCAAUUGGCCAAAAGACUCAGCAGAGAAUUGAGGAUCAGAAAUUGCGAUCAGAAGAUGAUACGCUCGCCCAGCGCUAGAAAAAUCGGUAACAUUCGAAGGAGAUCCAGGGAAUUGAUGAGGAAUAAUUCGGUACGACGACAAAAUCGAUCCAAAAACGACGGCGAUGACGCCCGCGUCAAUGUCGGUCCGAAUAGUUCCGAGGAAAUUUCCUCUUCGCCCGGUAUCUCGGAUAAGAGUUUCUCCAGGCAUUCUUCCUUGAGGAAGGAACGGAGGGCGGUUAGGAGGAGCGGAAAUUCGACCCCGAAACGAGCGUACGUCAAACAGAAAUGUUUCAAUUACGAUUUACGGCAAUUUUCGGAGGUUAAUAAGGAAAAUAAUCCCGUUUGUAAUACGCCGGUACCGAUGAUUAAGAAAACUUUGCCGGUUAAAGGGAUACCGAAAAGGAUAAGCGGUACUCCGAAGGGAACGGUUAGGAGUACUCCUUUGAGAGUUUUACCGACGACUGAUUUCAAUUACGUCGAUGGUAUGUGAAAAUAUUCCAUUUAUUCGGAGUUAUUUUUUUUUUUUAAUUAGACCAAAACCGAAAGUAGAUUCGAUUUUUUCAAGAUUUUCAAUAGUCCAGUGUUGGAAAAAGGGAAUUUUUCUUUGGUGUGUACAUUUGGAUCGAUCCUCGUACUCAAUAUAAUCGAUUUUCCCAUAAUUUCAACUGUUUUUGACCGAGAAAUUGCGUCGUUACUCCCGGUACUUUGUUUUUCAUCUUCUACAUCUCUAAUUGAUGCCAUAACCUGAAGUAUGAGUUUUGGAUGGACCCCUGUACUAUUGAUAGUCGAUUUUUCCCUAAUUUUAACCUAAAGAAUUUAGAAAUGUUACAUUUUAUACCAUCAAACUGUCUAAACAAGGACUUUUCGCAUUAAAUACUUUUGGUUCGACCCUCGUACUCAUUAUAAUCGAUUUUUCCAUAAUUUCAUCUGUUUUUCAACGAUUUUUGACCGAGAAAUUGCCGUCGUUACACCCUGUACUUUAUUUUUAAUCUUCUACAUCUCUAAUUGAUGCGAUAACCUGAAGUGUAAGUGUCUAAAAGAAGAUUUUUCUCUUUAAUAACUUUUGGAUGGACCCCUGUACUAUUGAUAGUCCAUUUUUCCAUAAUUUCAACUUCAAGGUUUUAGAAAUGUUACAUUUUAUACCAUCAAAUUGUCUAAACAAGGACUUUGUUCAUUAAAUACUUUUGGAUCGACCCUCGUACUCAUUAUAAUCGAUUUUUCCAUAAUUUCAUCUGUUUUUCAACGAUUUUUGACCGAGAAAUUGCCGUCGUUACAUUCCUGUACUUUGUUUUUCAUCUUCUACAUCUCUAAUUGAUGCUAUAACCUGAAGUGUAAGUGUCUAAAAGAAGAUUUUUCUCUUUAAUAACUUUUGGAUGGACCCCUGUACUAUUGAUAGUCCAUUUUUCCCUAAUUUUAACGUCAAGGUUUUAGAAAUGUUACAUUUUAUACCAUCAAAUUGUCUAAACAAGGACUUUGUUCAUUAAAUACUUUUGGAUCGACCCUCGUACUCAUUAUAAUCGAUUUUUCCAUAAUUUCAUCUGUUUUUCAACGAUUUUUGACCGAGAAAUUGCGUCGUUACAUUCCUGUACUUUGUUUUUCAUCUUCUACAUCUCUAAUUGAUGCUAUAACCUGAAGUGUAAGUGUCUAAAAGAAGAUUUUUCUCUUUAAUAACUUUUGGAUGGACCCCUGUACUAUUGAUAGUCCAUUUUUCCAUAAUUUCAACUUCAAGGUUUUAGAAAUGUUACAUUUUAUACCAUCAAAUUGUCUAAACAAGGACUUUUCGCAUUAAAUACUUUUGGUUCGACCCUCGUACUCAUUAUAAUCGAUUUUUCCAUAAUUUCAACUGUUUUUCAACGAUUUUUGACCGAGAAAUUGAGUCGUUACAUUCCUGUACUUUGUUUUUCAUCUUCUACAUCUCUAAUUGAUGCUAUAACCUGAAAUGUAAAUGUCUAAAAGAAGAUUUUUCUCAUUAAUAACUUUUGGAUCGACCCCUGUACUAUUGAUAGUCCAUUUUUCCCUAAUUUUAACGUCAAGGUUUUAGAAAUGUUACAUUUUAUACCAUCAAAUUGUCUAAACAAGGACUUUGUUCAUUAAAUACUUUUGGAUCGACCCUCGUACUCAUUAUAAUCGAUUUUUCCAUAAUUUCAUCUGUUUUUCAACGAUUUUUGACCGAGAAAUUGCCGUCGUUACACCCUGUACUUUGUUUUUAAUCUUCUACAUCUCUAAUUGAUGCGAUAACCUGAAGUGUAAGUGUCUAAAAGAAGAUUUUUCUCUUUAAUAACUUUUGGAUCGACCCCUGUACUAUUGAUAGUCCAUUUUUCCAUAAUUUUAACGUCAAGGUUUUAGAAAUGUUACAUUUUAUACUAUCAAACUGUCUAAAUAAGGACUUUUCGGAUUUAAUACUUUUCGAUCUACCCUUGUACUUAUAACAUUCGAUUUGUGUUUAAUCGGAGUUGUUUUUAAUUGUAAAAAUGCAUUCGUACUUACAGUAGUACAUCGAUAAGCUAAAGAAUUUGUGUAUAAAAAAAAUAUUUUUCUCUUUGAUUACUUUUGGAUUUGCCCUUGUAUUUAUGACAAUCGUUUUAUAUCAAAUUUUAUCUCUUUUUAAACGAUUUUAAACUCUAUAAUUGUCUCAAAAAGCUAAUUUUUCCACUGAACACUUUUGGAUCGAUCCUUGUAUUUAUGACAUUUGGUUCUUGUCCAGUUUUAACUGAUUUCAAAUGGUUUUUAACUGACAAAUUGCAUUCUUACUUCCAGAAGUUUUUCUUAAUCUUCUCCACCUAUAAUAAGUUGAAGGAUAACUGUCUAAAAGACGAUUUUUCUCAUUAAAUACUUCUGGACCGACCCUUGUAUUUAUUACAUUCGGUGUUUCUUCAAAUUUUUACUGACAUUAGUUUCUUUUUGAUCCUCUCAAGUCUGUAAUUCAUUUGAUGAGUUCUUUGAUAAUUUGAAAUUUUUCUUCAGAUUAAUCUGAUUUGAUUAUAUCGACUCCACAAUUAACUAAUUUUCUACUUAGUAUUUUUCAACUAUUCCUCACAAAAAUUAUCAAUAUAUUACAGUAACUGUAGCACUGAACACACUGUUUACACCACCACUACACCAACACUCACAAUUACACCAUGUGAUACACAUUUCGAUAACAAAGUUCCAAAAAUUCCAACUUAGUAACGGUAGUUAUUUUUCCUGAUGUUGAAACAAGGUUUUCUUUUUUACUAGGUGAUAAAAAAUUUUAAUAUCAAUUAAUUCGUCCAAUCCAUUGGUUGCCACAAAUUUCAGUGGUACCAAGAAUACUUUUGACACUGUCUUCCUUUAUCUUUUAUAAUUGUUAAAAACUUUUGCCUUCUUGUGACUGAUUCAUCAGUACUCACCAUUGAUUAACGUAACUCAAUUUUUCCAUUCCAAGAAUCACAAUUAAUUUUUCAAACGUUCAAAAUGUUUCUUAAGGAAAUAAACUAUUCAAUAUUGAAUAAUGUGCUCAAACUAGUUAUUAAUUGAAUAUGAAAUUACGAAAAAUAAUUUUUUUCUUGUAGUUUUUAAACUAUUUUCAUUUUUGUUAUGAUUUACUUCUUAUAUAUUACUUUUGAACACUGUUGAUACAUGCACGUAUUUCAAUUAAAUAAUUUUGAAAACUA